Molecule: messenger RNA, 630 nt
Organism: Arachis ipaensis
Lineage: Eukaryota; Viridiplantae; Streptophyta; Magnoliopsida; Fabales; Fabaceae
Source: RefSeq, a predicted model, not a curated record
CUUAAUCUGCAUUUUAUUUGUGUAUAUUGAUCAUAUUCUGAUAUUUGCAGAGCUUAAAAAGAACAAAAAAAGGUUAAAUUAAUUUAAGUUUCGGGCUCGAAAUUCUUCAGGGAAGAGAGGAAAUUCCUAAUAAACAACUCAGUCUUACAAAUGUCAUUUUCAUGCAGAGUAUUGCACAUUAUGCAAAGGGAUGCUCAGGAAGAUCCUGCAAUAUUUCCCGAUGCCCUACAUGCAAGGAGACUAGUUAAUCAUGUGGAUAGAAAAUUGGUUAAGCAGACAGUGAUGACAUCAGUAUAUGGUGUCACGUACAUUGGUGCGCGGGAGCAGAUAAAGAGAAGGUUGAAAGAAAGAAAAUCCAGUUUAGAUGAUGACGAACUCUUUGGCGCUUCUUGUUAUGCUGCAAAGGUCACCUUAACUGCCUUGGAGGAGAUGUUUCAAGGUGCACGGAAUAUUAUGAAAUGGCUUUGUGACGGUGCAAAAGUAAUUGCAUCUGAAAAUCAGCCAGUCCGUUGGACCACUCCUCUUGGACUUCCUGUUGUGCAACCUUACCGAAAACUUGGAAGGCAUAUUGUCAAAACUUCACUUCAGAUGUUGACAUUGCAGGAGAAACAAAUAAGGCAUCCCUAUUGA